ACACCCAUUUGGUGGCCGUUGAAAUAGCACACCACACCAUCGUCCAUGCUGAGCGGCCACCGCCUAACCAGCUUGGUUAUGCAACGGCCGAGAGACACAUCCUCACUUUAGGUCGGAUUUCCUGAUACCCCCAUUUGGCUGAUUCCAAGGUCAAACACAACCGGUCAAUCGGGCGGAUCCGCGCAUAUGUUUGUCUUCGCUCAGGUACGAUCGGAUCAGCGGCUUCAUCGGCUUAGCGCACCUGAUGACCUUGAAACGCGAGAGGUGUACAUGGAUCGACGUUGCGGACACGGUUAGCUGAUCUGGCCCUUGGCACGUCUGACCAAUCAGCGAGCAGAGAAUGGCUUAUCCGUUUAGCAUUCGAUGGUGGGACAGACAUAUCCAAUGACGUGCAGAAUUACGUAAGAAUCCACACGCAAGUCAGGCCGACAUGACGGUGUGGCGCGCGUGCACUUGGUCAAUCCAAUCAUGCUGUCCUCAUAGUGAUCAAUCGGGUUUGCUGUCUCCAUUGGUGGAAAGGCCGAACUGACGUUCGCUGAGUGAGGGUGAAUACGAGCAACAGCCUGCAUCGACUGACUGGUUGUCCGACCGCUAGGCAGUCCAAGCCGGCUAUUUUCUCGACUUAUUUUUUGGUUGAUGAUUUUCCGAGAAUCCUUAUUUUACUACUGGUUUGGCCCGCCUUGCACAUGUUUUGAUGUCGGAAUUUUCUUCUUCAACUAGGGUCGUCCACACCCAAAGAGAUAAUGAGCGGAGCCAGUGAAAACGCAGACCCAUUGGCAACCCUGGGGGCCUAUAUUCACUUGAAUGAGGACGACUGGUUACAGCUGUUGCAGAAGCUGACUCCCUCAAGUAUAAAUAACCUGCAGCAAACCCUCAAGCGGAUUCAGCAGCAAGAAUUAUCUACACCGGCAACAGAUGGGGUGAACCUCCUCCCCACUAGUUCUCAGCCAUGUGCGUCUUCGUUACCUACUUCUACCCUACCCGAGUCAGCAGUGUCCCAGCACCAAGGGACACCGACAGUAAUGUCAAUGGGAAUACCUAAACCUACUAUGCCAUCUGUGAUUACCGUUCCUCCUGUGUUAAAUGUGUCAAGGCCCGCUCCUUCCUCGAUGCACAACGCAAUUGUGCUUCCGUCUUCGGCCCUCCUGAUAUCACCUUCGGAGCCUGGCCGAACGCUCUCAAUUGACCCACUUGUUUCCGUUUCCGGGAUCAAUCGGUUUGUAGUUACUGGGGACGGUCUGAUCGCAGCGCCUCCUGGACCAUCUGCAACUGUUGCCGCCGGAGAUACAUUUAAUAGCCUCAAUACACUGGCAAGUGCGGCAGUUGCUGUGGCUGAAAAUGCAUCCAACCAGGUUCAGUGGUCCUCGGGCAUUUUCGGUGUGUCUAAACCAACCACUGUAAAGCCUACCCGAUUUUCCACCACUCCACUGGCUAGUGACUGUUCCACAAUUAAUACUCCAGUCGUCGCCAAUAAAACCACCAUGGAUGGACUGUUGAGUUCUUUGUGUCAGCUUCAGUCAUCUGAUUUGUCCUCUCAACUGUUUUCCACUGCGGGAGCCACCGGUAUGACAGUUUACCCUUUACGAAUGUCUGCCAAUGGAUCGACCGUUUUUCUCACAGCCUCACCAUCCGGCAAAAAUGCAACAUUUGCUCAUGGUCUGAAUAUAAUUGGCGCCAACGCAUUAAGAACGGCAAACCAGGUAUCACCUGUGCUUACCGUUGCUUCCACUACUCCACUGAUCUCGUGCUGUUCCAGCCCAGUUAACACUACCCCUAUUCCCUCAAACACCGUAUGUUGUGGCUCAGUGACGAUGGCCAGCCCGUCAUCAGUACUAACAUCUACUCCCAGGGCCAAACCGAAAUUUAAAGCGCUAUGGGAGACCAGCUUGCAACUGGACGAGGAUCAUAGCAUAAACAGUACUCUAGCCACUUCGGAUUUUUCUGACCCUGUAAAUCCCAGUGUUGGGCGAUCUGACGGUCUAAGCACGAGUUCCCCAAUCCUCCUCUCCAGCGGCAGCAACAGCAGCGGUCAACGUCAGUCACCAAUGCUGCGAGUCAAGUCCAUUGGACAAACACAUAAACGAUUGGCUGCCUCAGCGGCUUCCUUUUCCGAUGAACAGCGGUCCCCUACCCAAGAUGGGCCGAAGAAAUUACUUCUGUUGUGCUCCCAAUCAAAAAGCUUUGAAGACUAUUCAUUUUCGACUACCUCGUCCUCCGAAUCCGUGUUGACUAGGGGGCUUCAACCGCGAAUAUCUCCUGUUAAAACUACACGGCCAGAUGGAACUGAGGCAAGCUUGACGAGCUCCGACCGCAGGGAGGUCCCAUCCAAUCGGCCACUCAUCGCUCCGGCUGUAACACACGGCGACCCACGCACAACCACCUGCCAGCUCGCCGUUGACCAAGAUCCGGUUGCUGUGGUAGUGGACUCACGAGGAGAGAUGGUGCUUUCUAAACACUUUGAAGGUGGUCGUCCAACAAUAAAGGAGGAGCCGAUCGGCGAGGAUGAAGCACGUCGCCGAGCAAAGCGUCGAGAACGAAAUCGUGUAGCUGCCGCGCGAUGCCGACAGAGGCGUCAGGAUCAAAUUGUGGAGCUACAGCACCGUGUUGGAAUUCUUACGAAGACCGGAGAAGAUCUACGCUCCACUCUUCACGCUCUCAGCAAAGAGCGCUGUCGGCUAGAGACACUUGUCCACGAACAUGGGCUUGCUGGAUGUACCGAAGCUCAAGAGUUGCUCAAAAGUUUAUCUUCACUCACCGAUGCAUCUGAUUCGACAGGCGCUUGUGCAGAUGACUCGGUAGACCCCAGGAUAUCUUCAUCCUCUUACGUGAACCUGAAUGAGAUGGUAUGCACGUCCAUUUCUACCACACCCAGCCCGACUUCAUCCAGUUUUUUAAUGAUCACCAACCGCGCAGGCACCAAACCGGAUCCAGACGGAGCUUGCUCGGCCAUAACCGACAGGCCGACCCUCACCAAACUGGACAUAAGACGGGCAUCGCAGUUAACAUCCCUCCCUAACUCUGUGGCAACGAAACGACAGUCAUGCGAUUUGGAAUCACUUUCCAAUAGUAAUGGCGACAUUAGGGUAAAAUCAGAGGCACCAGGCAUGAACAUCAGUGGACCCGGCCCUCCUGUGAUCAUCACAGAUUUGCUGCCGAGAUGUUCGCCUCCGCUGUCGGUAUCCUCCACAAAUGUAUCGAAACUGGCUGCUAGACCUAGUACGCUCAUUUUUCCUAAAGCUGCAACAGAAUCAUCCCAACUAUUGACAGAACAGCCACCUACAACUACUGUUCCGGGAAGUAGUUUGCCAGAUACUACAGCGAGCUCUUCAGCGGAUACACCCCUACCCUGCUUCUGGCCAUCAGAUUUGCAAACCUUCUCACCCAUCCUCACUCCAUCCACAUGGAAGUUGUUGAAGAACCUCACCUCGGGUUCUUGCAGCACACCACAAUCGUUUAUUCUAACGCCCAACUUUAAUUCACUGUACCAAACUCUAUCCAUCAGUAAUUUGAGCAGUCCAGCUACCGGCGGUAUUUUUUCUUCUGGUACUGCGGGUAGUGUUCCGGACUCAAGGAGUUCGGUCAACAGCGUCCCCAUGAACGCGGCACACAGUGCCGCUACGGAGAUGGUUCCUGAACUGGGGAAAACUGUGGGUGAGGACACCGGCGUUUCAGGUGAUGGUGUACAGUCCAGUUGCCAAGCAGUUCUACUAUCAUUUAUGAACUGUGAUAAAACAGAGAAGAUGGAAGAUGUGAACGCCUCGAACAAUCAUUGAACAGUAUUGUUGGAACUUAGUCUUUCCACUCUUACCCUUUUGUACAAAGAUGUAGCCUAGCAGUUGUGCCAUUUUGCUUUUUCGACUGAACAGCGCGACACAUUUUCUCACCAACUUCGUCUCUCAAAUACAGUGUGGCAAGCCGAUGGAACCAUCCUUUUCUGGGGGAAGGAUUCUUGACGAAACAGAUACUUUUACCCGUCUUUGCAUUAAGACUUCCCCCCCCCCCGAUUUAUCUACUUUCUAACAAUCUUCAUGCUUUCUUUUUGGGAGUCACCAGUCACAUGAAAGUCUACAUGUGUAUUUAAAAAUGGCAUUUGCCGUUGUCUUUCCAUUAUAGUGAGCAAGCUCAGCAUACUCUCACACUUCAGAUUACUUCACUAUUGUUACCCAUUACUCAUUCACUUGUCCAUACUAUAGUCCACUCCAACCAGGAUCAUAUACUCACACUGUGCUUGCCGACUUAGACAGUCACUCGUCUGUAUUGCUUUCAAUCUCAUUCAUCUUCUUAUUAUGAUACCCGGAGCCAGAGUGCACCUUCAUCUACCUCAAUCCCACUCGCCUACCUUUCGAUGUAAUCCACCACAACUCUUCCUCCAGGUUGUCUCAUUCAUUUCACUUGAUCUGAUCUGGCUGCAUAUUUCCUCCGACUGUGGUUUUUCGCAACUCAAAGUCGCCCAUUUGUUAAAUCAUCCGCAAUAAUGUGUGGUCAUGCAGCUUCCAUUAGCGCUUGCUCAUGCUACCUGUUUCCCCUCAAUCACUCCUCCCCCAUCACAGCUUGUGUGCUUAUAUUCCCUCGUGUGUGUUACUUCGUCGCCAGUCAUAUUGUCACUGUACACAAGUGCUUGGCGGCUAUGCGCAGAAAAUCGCGGGCCGUUUUACCGCCCCUCAAUGCAGUCAUCUGGCAUGACCAGGCUUACGUCUUAGACAUGAUGGGCGAGAUUUGUUUGUAUGUUCGGAUGCUCUCUCCGUUCUCACCUGUGAUGAUAUAUUUCCGACUCAUUUACUAUUUUCUUGCUAUGCUGCUUCUCACUUGAAGAUGUUCACAGCGUUUUCGUACUUCCUCAACUUCAUUCGCAUGGCUGUUACAGUGCUCCAGCCCUCUCUGAACACAUGCCCUCCUCCCAUGGUAGGGACUGUCUUCUUUCCAAUAUCCCCCACACACCUCGACGCUAGAUGAAUCGGUCCUGCACUCUUCACUUUCACUGACAUGUUGUUUCUUCCAUCUCUUCACACACAUGCGAAUCGAGAGUUUUCCGAAUCUUUCAUUCAGACUCCGUCGUCCCCGUCCUAGUCAAACCCAGUUUCGGCGGUCACUUAAAAAGACCACAUGCAGUUUGCUGUCUGUUCUAAUUUGGAAUCUUCUUUCGUCUAGUUUUUUGUUUCUUUUUGUUUUUAUCCCGGAUGAGUUUGUUGUGACGAUUCGUCAACACAGUUGUACAAUUAGAACUGUUUUAGAUUCGGACCACUUGUCUUUCUGAAAGCUAUCUGCAAUAUAUGCUUCCCGUCAUGUUUGCGUGUACAUGUGUCACGUAUUUAUACGCCCAUGUAUGUAUAUACACGUAUAUAUGUAUAGAUACACACCUAUAUAUGGUACACCGCCUC
Messenger RNA from Dicrocoelium dendriticum, 5378 nucleotides. NCBI's taxonomy places the organism in Eukaryota, Metazoa, Platyhelminthes, Trematoda, Plagiorchiida, Dicrocoeliidae. The record is from the annotation of a GenBank genome assembly.